Messenger RNA from Gordionus sp. m RMFG-2023, 1486 nucleotides. Its product is annotated as serpin B5-like. Gene Ontology annotation, biological process: negative regulation of endopeptidase activity. Bases 105 to 1292 code for a protein of 395 amino acids. The record is from RefSeq and is a predicted model, not a curated record. NCBI's taxonomy places the organism in Eukaryota, Metazoa, Nematomorpha, Gordioida, Chordodea, Parachordodidae. The transcript is spliced from 5 exons. Gene Ontology annotation, molecular function: serine-type endopeptidase inhibitor activity.
AUAAAUAAUCCUACUUUCUUCUCAUAGACAUAUUUAAUGAUAUUCCUACAUUAAUAUUAAUAUUCGAGCAAUUAUAUUUUCUUAAAAUAAAACUUUCUAAAGAGAUGAUCUUCAAAUUUUUAAUCCUUUUACUAUUCGUUGGGCAUGUUGCAAGCUAUACGUACAAGUACGUUAAUGACCCCAAAUUAUUCGAGGUUGUGAAUGCUAAUUGGAAAGUCGCAAUUGAUAUGUACAAGCAAUUAUUGAAAAAAAAUCCCGGAGAUGGCUUCUUGUUUUCCCCUUAUUCCAUGAUCGUAGAUCUCCUAGGACUGCAUGAAGGAGCCAAUGGGCAUACGGCCAACGCUAUUAGAUGUAAACUGGGUUUGGCUAAUAUUACAAGCCACUAUAAAGUUAAGCUAUUAAUAAUUUACAUCGAAGUCAUGAACCAAAAAAAUUACGAACUUUUAUCUUCCAAAUUUUUUUAUUUCGAUGACUCGAUAAGACUGCUAACGAAAUACACGUCGGACACAGCAAUGUUUUUCCUGGAUGCGGUCAACAUAGAAUUUUCAGACACUGUAGCGGCUACCUCUAAAAUAAAUCAAAAAGUGAGUGAAGAUACAAAUGGUAAAAUGUCCCACCAUAUUCCGGAUGGCUUGCUUACGUCUGACACUAAAUUUUUGAUCAGCAGUGCGCUUGAUUUUAAAUGUAAAUGGGAGGUACAAUUUGAUUCCGUUAUCCAAGGUCAGUUUAAAACUGUAGAUGGAGCGUUUAAACCUCAAACUUAUAUGGAAAAGACCGGUGUGUUUAAAAUUGGUUAUAUCCCAAAUUUAUCCCUCAGAAUAUUGGAACUGCCUUAUUUUAAUAAUACCCUUGCAAGUUAUAUAUUCUUGCCUAAUUGCAGCGUCGGUCUAACGGCCUUCGAAACCUCUCGCUUAGAUACGAAAACCUUAAUAGACUUAAUCGCUGCCCUAAAACCUAUGAACGCUAGGAUCUCAAUACCCAGGUUCGAAGCUUCAUCUCACCACCAACUAAGCUCGGAUUUUGAGGCCAUUGGCCUGGGCAAUCUAUUUACACCAGGCGAAGCCGAUUUUUCUAGGAUAUAUUCAAAUGCUGUAGCCGAUAAAUUGGCCCUAAAUUAUUAUGUCCAACAAGCUAGUGUAAGUUUCGAUAUAGAAGGAGCUAAUUCCCCCUCUCAAGAGACUCCUGUAAAUCCUGAAACCACUGAAGAGUUCAAAGCGGAUCAUUCAUUUCUUUACGUCAUUAUUGGUAAAAGGAGAAACGUCCCCUUCUUUAUUGGCAGGUACAAUGGAUAAAAUAAUCUGAAAAGCACUGUGAUCUUAUAAUUCAAAUGAAUAUGGGUGUUAUUUAAACUAUAAUGGAUAUUAUAUAUAGAUUUUUUUUUAAAAUUAUAUUAACAGAUAUAUAUAAUAUAGUUUUAAAUAUCAUGUGCACAGAAAUUGAUAACAAAUAAACAAAUAAACAAAUAAAAAAAUUUAUUUAAACAUUU